Halichondria panicea is the source of this 1000-nucleotide messenger RNA. Its product is annotated as ribosome biogenesis protein NSA2 homolog. Gene Ontology annotation, cellular component: nucleolus; preribosome, large subunit precursor. NCBI's taxonomy places the organism in Eukaryota, Metazoa, Porifera, Demospongiae, Suberitida, Halichondriidae. The record is from RefSeq and is a predicted model, not a curated record. The coding region runs from base 89 to 871 and encodes 260 amino acids. The transcript has 7 exons. Gene Ontology annotation, biological process: maturation of LSU-rRNA; maturation of 5.8S rRNA.
CUACUUUUAAAGUUAACGAUCUUUACCAAAAACACGUGUUGCUAAAUUAAAAACCUAUCUAUACUGUGUUGUCAGACAAAAAAGCGAGAUGCCGCAGAACGAGUACAUAGAGCAGUUUAGAAAACGCCAUGGCUACAAAUACGAUUACUUCGAGAAAAAACGUAAGAAGGAGUCGAGAGAGCCUCACACUAGAGCAGAGCACAUCCGGAAGCUACACGGACUCAAGGCCAAGUUGUAUAAUCGCAAACGCUACACCGAAAAGAUUGAGAUGAAGAAGAAGAUAAGAAUGCACGAGAUGAAGGAGACAAAGAACAAGAAAGAAGAUGUCGUACCAAAGGGUGCAGUGCCUGCAUAUCUCUUGGACAGAGAAGGACAGUCGAGAGCUAAAGUGUUGAGCAACAUGGUCAAGCAGAAGAGGAAAGAAAAGGCGGGCAAAUGGACUGUCCCCCUCCCCAAAGUAAGAGCAGUCGGUGAGGACGAGGUAUUCAGAGUGCUACAAACAGGCAAGAGAAAGAAGAAGUCUUGGAAACGAAUGGUCACUAAAGUUACGUUUGUCGGAGAAGGCUUCACAAGAAAACCACCAAAGUUUGAGCGAUUCAUUCGACCAAUGGCGCUUCGGUUCAAGAAGGCACAUGUUACUCAUCCUGAACUAAAGGCGACCUUCUGUCUGCCUUUGAUUGGUGUCAAGAAGAACCCGCAGAGUCCAAUGUAUACUCAGCUAGGGGUCAUCACCAAGGGAACAGUGAUAGAGGUCAAUAUCAGUGAGCUGGGACUAGUCACUCAGAGUGGAAAAGUUGUGUGGGGUAAAUACGCUCAAGUCACCAACAACCCAGAGAACGAUGGCUGUAUCAAUGCAGUACUGCUAGUGUGAACUAGCUAUAAUAAUAUAAUAAUAACUAUUAUGAUAUAAUGUAUACACAUGCAUUCAAUUAAGUUCAGUUGUUGUAUUUUUAUUUGUGCCGUUCAUUGAUAUUGACAAAUCCUUGUGGACAAUAAAAUA